AUGUCAUCAUCCACCCCAUCGAACUCAUAUUCGAUCACUUCUUCGACAAAGGACGGCUCCACCCGCGACGAAAUGGAACGAAUGGUCGCAGAGAUCCGUUUGGCUGCCAAGCAAACGGCAUCAGAACCUGUCAAACCCAAGGAUCUCACCGAGAACGAAGCCCAACAAAUGGUCACUGACAUCAAGGCAGCUCCUGAAAGCGAAGACUCCGAGACAUCGAAAGAGCUCACGGAACAAGAGGUGCACAGAAUGAUUGUGGAAAUGCGCCAAGCCGCUGAAAAAGCCGAUUCCGAGGAAGCUGCCGAACGUGAAAUGCAGAGAAUGGUCGACGAAAUGAAAUGGGCUACUGAAGAACAAAGCGAAGCCGAAGAACGAGCAAGAGCCCAAGUAGAAGUAGAAGUAGAAGCAAGAGCCACAGCGGAAGAAAAAGCCGAAGUAGGAGCCACAGCCGACGAUGAAGUUCGAGUCCAUGGAGUGACAGCUCCUCAAGCAGUGAGAGUUCAACGGACGACAGUUGGAGCAGUGGAACCUCAAGUGGCUGGAGUUCCAGAUUCCAGCGUUACGAAAGCAAGAACAAAAGACAAGGAAAACUAA
Messenger RNA from Cylindrotheca closterium, 594 nucleotides. The record is from the annotation of a GenBank genome assembly. Lineage: Eukaryota; Bacillariophyta; Bacillariophyceae; Bacillariales; Bacillariaceae.